UUCAUUGUCUCACCGUCCAUUUAGAUCCCUUAUUCCUUUUUUAUAUAAAUUUCGUUGGGAUUCCCUAAGUCAACUUCAUUGCAUCUCAGUAGUACUAUAUAAAUAUUACUAGGAACACUCAUAACCUCUACAAAGAAGCAAAAAAGAGACAAAUUAAAGAAGUGAAACCAAAGUAUGAAAGCUCAAGCUAAUAAUUAUUAAGUCUCUCAUUUAUCUUUUUUUUUUUUUUGCUUUGUUGUUUUACUUGACCAGUUUGGAGCCACUAUGGAUCAUCAUCAGAAUGAUCAGGAUCAAGUUCCUUCGGCACCUUCAACACCUGUAACACCGGGAACGCCGGGCGCUCCUCUGUUUGGCGGGUUCAGGCAAGACAGAGGUGGGAAUGCAAGUAGGAAAUCACUCCUCAAGAGCUUCAAGUGUUUUAGCGUUGAAGAUUGGGCUAUGGAGGAAGGCACAGUAUUUCCAAAAGUCUCUUGUGCAAUAUUGUCACCACCUCCUGUCUCUCUUGCAAGAAGGGUGGGAGCUGAGUUCAUAGGCACACUGUUACUCAUCUUUGCUGGAACAGCCACGGCCAUUGUGAACCAAAAGACAGGAGGGUCUGAGACCCUUCUCGGCCUUGCCGCCUCCAAUGGCCUUGCUGUCAUGAUUGUCAUUUUGUCGACCGGCCACAUCUCUGGAGCCCAUCUCAACCCGGCCAUCACCAUUUCUUUUGCUGCUCUGAGGCACUUCCCUUGGAAAUAUGUGCCAGUGUAUAUUGGAGCACAAGUUUUGGCGUCUUUGUGUGCUUCAUUUGCGCUCAAGUGGAUUUUCCAUCCCAUAAUGAGCGGUGGUGUUACGGUUCCUUCUGGGUCUCAUGGCCAAGCUUUUGCUCUGGAGUUCCUCAUUACCUUCUUCCUUAUGUUUGUCGUCACUGGUGUGGCCACCGAUACAAGAGCUGUGGGAGAGUUGGCGGGAAUCGCGGUGGGAGCUACUGUCAUGCUCAACAUACUCGUUGCUGGGGAAGCAACAGGAGCUUCGAUGAAUCCAGUGAGAACCUUAGGGCCAGCAAUAGCUGCAAACAACUUCGAAGCAAUAUGGGUCUACCUAACUGCACCGAUCCUUGGAGCACUUUGCGGAGCAGGAGUCUACUCUGCUGUCAAGCUGCCAGAGGAAAAUGGAGACAAUCAUGAUAAACCUGCCCCGACAAGGAGCUUAAGGAGGUGAUUGAUUGUACAAUCUCUAUCAUUAGGCAUAUAUGAAUUAUCUAGAAAUGCCAUCAGAAGGUAAUGCAGAUAGUUCGAGCGGAGGUUCAAAAGGAAGACAACUCUGGAUGAGUUAGUAGUAUAGAUAAGGAGUUCUUCUUGGUACAUAGUCAUUAAAAGAAUAAAACAGCAUUAGUCAUGUUCAUCAAUAAUCAAGAAGAGAUCUCUCCUCACCCGCGAGAAACUUUAAAGAGAAGCUAAGAAGAGAAGUGUGACCUUCAUCCACUCGGAACAGAACUAUAGUAGUUUUUUAAAAUAAACUAGAGCGACCAAAAAGCAGAAACAGAGAGAUAAGCUCAUAAAGCUCUCGACGCUAGUUGUUUCACGGGUCCUUUUUUUCGUUUCGUAGUUGUAAUUAAUCAUGUAAUGCUAAAGCUGCUAUCUUAUCUUAAUUUUACACAUACAAAGCACUCCAACCAGUGUGCUUUUCC
This is a messenger RNA of Morus notabilis, 1669 nucleotides long. Its product is annotated as aquaporin NIP6-1. The transcript has 5 exons. Gene Ontology annotation, biological process: transmembrane transport. The record is from RefSeq and is a predicted model, not a curated record. Gene Ontology annotation, cellular component: membrane. Gene Ontology annotation, molecular function: channel activity. NCBI's taxonomy places the organism in Eukaryota, Viridiplantae, Streptophyta, Magnoliopsida, Rosales, Moraceae. Bases 265 to 1200 code for a protein of 311 amino acids.